AUGGCUGAGACACGUGGCGAUUUUGGAAAGGCUGUAGUUAAAGCUGUGCAUAAAAUCUUUAGCAAAGAAGUUAUUAUACGUGGGUGCUUCUAUCAUUUGGCACAAUCAACUCACAGACAAAUUCAAGCUUUAGGUCUAGAACAAUUAUACCGUGAAGACCCUAACUUCACAAAAUUCUGCGGAAUGUUAGAUGGUUUAGCAUUCUUACCUCUAACAGAUGUUGAACAAGGAAUGUCGUAUUUGCAAUCUAUUAUGCCUGAUACCACCUUAGAUUUAGUUGAAAAUAUUCUACAUAUAACGGUAUUGAAAACCAAUGUAGCCAAACAAAAAGCUAUACGACCGCUUGGCUUCGACUGUGUAUCGUAUGUGGCCGACUCGCUCGGUCUGUCUGUGAUCUACUCGAUCUCUUCGCUGAUGAUCACCUUCGCCGAGCGGCUGUUCACCGGUCAUUUGUCUGACCCGGCUCGCGUGUCCGACAUAUUUGCCAGCCACGCCGUAUGACCUGGCGCCAUAAUCUUCCAGAACAGUCAUUACGUGACCGAGGCAUCGAGACCGGUCACGCUGAACGUUAUCUACGUGGGCGGUAUACACCUAAAACCUGCCAAAAUAAUACCGAAAAUGAGUGAUGGAUAAAUUGCCGACAUAUUAGAUUUUAUCGAAAAUUCACCCCAAGGAGUGAUUUUCUUCACGUUCGGUUCCACAAUUAAAGUGUCAUCUUUGCCGGGACACAUUGAACAGUCGUUUAAAGAAGUGUUGGCUAACAUUCCUCAGAGAGUUUUGUGGAAAUACGAAGGUGAAAUGAAGGACAAACCGAAAAACGUGAUGACGAGAAAAUGGUUCCCUCAACGAGAUAUACUAUUACAUCCCAAAGUGAAACUGUUCAUCAGUCACGGAGGUAUGUCCGGAGUGUAUGAAGCUGUGGAUGGCGGUGUUCCCGUACUGGGAUUUCCAGUAAUUUACGAUCAGCCGAGAAACAUUGAAAAUUUGGUCCUCAAUGGAAUGGCUAUAUCCAUGGACCUGUUGUCGACGACCAAAGAAAAUCUGUCCUAUGCCAUUUCGGAGCUCAUCAACGACGAAAAAUAUGUGAAAAAUGCUAAAAUUGCUUCCAACCGUUUUAAAGAUCGACCGAUGACACCACAACAGUCGGUCGUAUAUUGGACAGAGUAUGUAAUCCGUCACAAAGGCGCGCCACAUUUGAAAUAUCACGCUCUGAACCUCACUUGGUAUCAAUAUCUCAUGUUAGAUAUAAUUGCUGUACCGUUGAUUUUUGUUUUGCUAGUCGCAUUUGUUGUCUUUAAGGUUUUUAAAUGUAUAAACAUUUAAAAAAAAGAUAAAGUUAAAACUCAGUGAGUCUGGUAGUCAACGUUUGUUAUAGUGAUAACCAAAAUACUGCACUAUUCGUGUAGUGUUUAUCUUUUACUAUUAUCACUAUUAUUUUUAACAAUGUUAUUAUAUACAUUUUUAAUACUAUUAUUAAUAUUUUGAUGUAUAUGAGUUAUGGUUGUUGUGUAUCCGGCAGGCGGCAAUAGACAAAUUACUAAACUAAAUAUAAGUACAAUCGAAAAGAAAAAGUGCAUCAAAUAAACAUUAUAAAUUAGA
Messenger RNA from Acyrthosiphon pisum (pea aphid), 1599 nucleotides. RefSeq names its product UDP-glucuronosyltransferase 1-7C. Gene Ontology annotation, molecular function: UDP-glycosyltransferase activity. The record is from RefSeq and is a predicted model, not a curated record. Lineage: Eukaryota; Metazoa; Arthropoda; Insecta; Hemiptera; Aphididae. The transcript has 6 exons.